Molecule: messenger RNA, 4206 nt
Organism: Marmota monax (woodchuck)
Lineage: Eukaryota; Metazoa; Chordata; Mammalia; Rodentia; Sciuridae
Gene: Dnajc10
Product: DnaJ heat shock protein family (Hsp40) member C10
Exons: 23
Coding region: 524-2911 (795 amino acids)
Biological process (GO): protein folding in endoplasmic reticulum
Cellular component (GO): endoplasmic reticulum
Molecular function (GO): disulfide oxidoreductase activity
Source: RefSeq, a predicted model, not a curated record
UCCCGCGUCCCUCAGCUCCGGGAUGGACCCGGAGCUGGAGCCGGAUCCCGGACAGACAGCCACGUCAACCUAAACCUACACCACCCUCCCCACCGCGCCGCUGCGGCGGGUCUCCGGCCGCGUCCUCCACGCCUUUCCCACAAUGCCCCGCAGUAGGCUCCGCCCAGGCUCGCCGUGGAGAGCGGCGCGCGAGGAACGAGGAGCGGACCGGAGCUGUCCGCGCGCUCUCGCUGCCGGUGCGGGGCGUGCUCCCCCAUCCCGAGCUCGGCGGCCUGGCGGUCGGAGAGUGCGUGCUUUCCUUCUCCGCGCACAGUUUGGGUUCGACUGGACAGGGUCCGCCGGGGAUUGAGGAUGGGGGAGUAGCCGCUGGAGGCUUCACAGAGAUUAACAUUUUUGGAGACAAUCCGUUGAUACUUGAUUCACCCUUGAAGUUAUGCGGACAGAAGUUCUCAAAUUUGCGUAUUACAUCAGCUGGACCCAGCAGUCUGUCUUAAUGUUCACUUAAACCAGAGCUUGUAUAAGAAUGAGAAUGGGAGUCUGGUUAAAUAAGGAUGAUUAUAUCAGAGACUUAAAAAGAAUCAGUCUCUUUCUUCUCAUAGUGUAUAUGGCUGUUUUAGUGGGCACAGAUCAGGAUUUUUACAGUUUACUUGGAGUAUCCAAAACUGCAAGCAGUAGAGAAAUAAGACAAGCUUUUAAGAAAUUAGCAUUGAAGUUACAUCCUGAUAAAAACCCAAAUAACCCAAAUGCACAUGGUGAUUUUUUAAAAAUAAAUAGAGCAUAUGAAGUACUUAAAGAUGAAGAUCUUCGGAAGAAGUAUGACAAAUAUGGAGAAAAAGGACUUGAAGAUAAUCAAGGAGGCCAGUAUGAAAGCUGGAACUAUUAUCGUUAUGAUUUUGGUAUUUAUGAUGAUGAUCCUGAAAUCAUAACAUUGGAGAGAAGAGAAUUUGAUGCUGCUGUUAAUUCUGGAGAAGUGUGGUUUGUAAACUUUUACUCCUCAGGAUGUUCACACUGCCAUGAUUUAGCUCCCACUUGGAGAGACUUUGCUAGAGAAGUGGAUGGAUUACUUCGAAUUGGAGCUGUGAACUGUGGUGAUGAUAGAAUGCUUUGCCGAAUGAAAGGAGUCAACAGUUAUCCUAGCCUCCUCAUUUUUAGAUCCGGAAUGGCUGCAGUGAAAUAUUAUGGAGACAGAUCAAAGGAAAGUUUAGUGAGUUUUGCCAUGCAGCAUAUUAGAAGCACAGUGUCGGAAUUAUCAACAGGAAAUUUUGUUAACUCCAUACAAACUGCUUUUGCUGCUGGUAUUGGCUGGCUGAUCACCUUUUGUUCCAAAGGAGGAGAUUGUUUGACUUCACAGACACGACUUAGGCUUAGUGGCAUGUUGGAUGGCCUUGUUAACGUAGGAUGGAUGGACUGUGCCACCCAGGACAACCUUUGUAAAAGUUUGGAUAUUACAACAAGUACUACUGCUUAUUUUCCUCCUGGAGCCACUUUAAAUAGCAAGGAGAAAAACAGUAUUUUGUUUCUUAAUUCACUGGAUGCUAAAGAGAUAUAUUUGGAAAUAAUACGUAAUCUUCCAGAUUUUGAACUACUUUCGGCAAGCACAUUAGAGGAUCGUUUGGCACAUCAUCGGUGGCUCUUAUUUUUUUAUUUUGGAAAAAAUGAAAAUUCAGAUGAUCCUGAGUUGAAAAAACUGAAAACUCUACUUAAAAAUGAUCAUAUUCAGGUCGGAAGGUUUGACUGCUCCUCUUCACCAGACAUCUGUAGCAAUCUCUAUGUUUUUCAGCCUUGUCUAGCAGUAUUUAAAGGACAAGGAACCAAAGAAUAUGAAAUUCAUCAUGGAAAGAAGAUUUUAUAUGACAUACUUGCCUUUGCCAAAGAAAGUGUUAAUUCUCAUGUUACCACACUUGGACCUCAAAAUUUUCCUUCCAAUGACAAAGAACCAUGGCUUGUUGACUUUUUUGCCCCGUGGUGUCCACCAUGUCGAGCUUUAUUGCCAGAGCUUCGAAAAGCAUCAACACUUCUUUAUGGUCAACUUAAAUUUGGUACACUAGACUGUACAGUUCAUGGACAACUCUGUAACAUGUAUAACAUUCAGGCUUAUCCAACAACAGUGGUAUUCAACCAGUCCAGUAUCCAUGAGUAUGAAGGACAUCACUCUGCUAAACAGAUCUUGGAGUUCAUAGAGGAUCUUAGGAAUCCUUCAGUGAUCACUCUUACACCGUCCACUUUCAGUGAACUAGUUAAACAAAGAAAACACGACGAAGUCUGGAUGGUAGAUUUUUAUUCUCCGUGGUGCCAUCCAUGUCAAGUCUUAAUGCCAGAAUGGAAAAGAAUGGCCCGGACAUUAACUGGACUGAUCAAUGUAGGCAGUGUAGACUGCCAACAGUAUCAUUCUUUUUGUGCCCAAGAAAAUGUUCAAAGAUACCCUGAGAUAAGAUUUUUUCCCAAAAAAUCAAAUAAAGAUUAUCAAUAUCAUAGUUACAAUGGUUGGAAUAGAGAUGCUUAUUCCCUAAGAAUCUGGGCUCUAGGAUUUUUACCUCAAGUAUCCAUAGAUUUAACACCUCAGACUUUCAGUGAAAAAGUUUUACAAGGGAAAAAUCAUUGGGUGGUUGAUUUCUACGCUCCUUGGUGUGGGCCUUGCCAAAAUUUUGCUCCAGAAUUUGAGCUCUUGGCUAGGAUGGUUAAAGGAAAAGUGAAAGCUGGGAAAGUAGACUGUCAGGCUUAUGCCCAAACAUGUCAAAAAGCUGGUAUCAAAGCCUAUCCAACUGUUAAAUUUUAUUCCUACGAAAGAACAAAGAAAAAUAUUUGGGAAGAGCAAGUAAAUGCCAGAGAUGCAAAAACAAUUGCUGACUUUAUUCAUGGAAAAUUGGAAACUCUUCAAAAUCAAGGAAAGAGAAAUAAGGAUGAACUUUGAUGUUGAAAAAUGGAAGAAAAAUUGAAAAGAAAAAAAAAGUCUGAAAAUAGCAUCAGAAGACACCUUUUAAUAAAGAAUGCUAACUAUGUUCCUGGUGGAAAUUAAUGAACAUUACCUUGGACAUGUAAUUGCACUGCCUGAAUUCUGAACAACAUUGGUAUAAAAUGAAAGGUCUGCAAACUUCCUGUAAAGGGCCAGAUCAUAAAUGUUUUAAGUUUUGCAGACCAUAUAUGGUUUUUUGUUAAAUUUUCUUUGUUGUCUGUAAUGAUCCUUUUAAAAAAUAGAAAAACCAUUCUUAGCUCAGGGCCAUACAAAGUAUAAACCAUAGUCCAAAUUCAGUCUUUGGGCCUAUAGUGCUAACUCCUAGAAAUGGUGUUUUGAAUGUCUGGCUCUAAUGAGUCUACUCUGCUGUUAUCUACAUACUGUACAAAGUGGAUUUUUUUUUUUUUUCCUCCCCACUUGCAGUAUUUUGGCUGGCCUGGAAAGAGGCAAGUUGGUUUCUGGUCACCUCCUAAAAACCAUGUCUGACCAUAUAUUUUGUUUUUAAAAAACACCCAUGCAAUAGAAAAAUACAGAUACCUGUUUUCAUGCUGUAUCUCCAUUUCAUCUUUUAAAGGUUGAAGAAAUGCUUUAAAUUUUUCAUAAUUGAAAAAACUUUUUGCAACACUUGUAAGUGCAAAAAAAUGCUAUAGACUGCCCUAUCAUCUGGAAAAAAAAAAAAAAUCCAAGGGGGAAAAAAUUACAACAAUUAAAUGGGCAUUAUAGAGUACCUACCCCCAAAUAUAUCAAGUAUUUAGAGCUCUAUAUUUUAAAGAUUUAUUUUUCUGAAAUUGUUUUCAUAAAAAUUUUGCCACUGAUAGAUACCUCCAAUAUUUACGUAAUUUGCCUUUUGAGUUUUCUUUUGACCUGUAUCAUUUAUUUACACUAAUUUCCCCCAUAGUUAUGGUUUUCAAUCUAUUCAUUAUUCAAAUAGGAAAGAUAAUUUCAAAGACUUUACUGUAGCUCACAUAGAUACUGUGUGGUUAUUUAUUCCAGUUAUUCGUUUACUGUCAGGGGCUGCUUAUUCAGAUAUUGGCAUAAUAACUGAAGUUAUUUUUUUAAGAAAAUCAAGUAUAUAAUUCUAGAAUGGGAUCUUUUAGUUUCAGAGUUGUUAAGACUCAAAGUUUUUUCCUUCCAUUUUAACAAAACUGAGUAACCUGUAGUUGUUUAGUUAUAAUUCAAAAUAUAUGGAGUGGUACAAAUUUAAAUUGAUCAGAAGUCAAUAAAAGAAUCUUUUUUCAUUUUCCAAAAACCUA